Molecule: messenger RNA, 3272 nt
Organism: Capsicum annuum
Lineage: Eukaryota; Viridiplantae; Streptophyta; Magnoliopsida; Solanales; Solanaceae
Product: phosphoenolpyruvate carboxylase kinase 1
Exons: 3
Coding region: 30-899 (289 amino acids)
Biological process (GO): peptidyl-serine phosphorylation; protein autophosphorylation; intracellular signal transduction
Cellular component (GO): cytoplasm; nucleus
Molecular function (GO): calcium/calmodulin-dependent protein kinase activity; calcium-dependent protein serine/threonine kinase activity; calmodulin binding
Source: RefSeq, a predicted model, not a curated record
UAUAUUCCUACUGUAUAAAGCCAAUCACAAUGAGAAACGACGAAAACAGAAAUAACAUAAUGAGUUCAGCAGUGCAGCAAAGCUACCGUAUCUGUGAGCAAAUCGGCAAAGGACGAUUCGGCGUCGUUUACAAGUGUUACUCAUCGGAAACCGGCGAGGAAUUCGCCGUGAAAUCAAUCAACAAAAUCCUCAUUUCCGAUGACUCUAUCGAUCGUCAAUGUCUAUACAAUGAAGCUAAAAUCAUGCAAUUGGUGUCUCCUCAUCCUCACAUUGUUCGUAUCGCUCAUGUUUAUGAAGAUGAUGUGUAUCUGGAUAUUGUUCUUGAGCUUUGUUGUUCGUCUGAUCUGUUUCAACGACUUGAGAGUCGAGGAGUGUUUACGGAGUCUGAUGCUCUUGCUGUUAUGGUUCCAUUAAUGGAGGCAAUAGCACAUUGUCACAAACUCAGCAUAGCUCACAGAGAUAUCAAGCCCGAUAACAUCCUCUUCAACGACCGGAACGUCUUGAAAUUAGCCGAUUUCGGCUCGGCUCACUGUUUCCACAACGGCGAGUUGAUGAACGGAGUAGUAGGAACGCCGUUUUACGUGGCGCCGGAGGUAUUAGCGGGAAAAAAAUACGACGAGAAGGUGGAUAUUUGGAGUGCUGGAGUUAUUUUGUAUGUAAUGCUCGCUGGAGUUCCGCCGUUUUACGGUGAGUCUACGUCGGAGAUUUUUGAUGCGGUGAUUAGAGGGAAUCUUAGGUUUCCGUCGAGGAUUUUUCAGGCGGUGUCGCCGGCGGCGAAGGGUUUGAUAAGGGGAAUGAUAUGUAAAGAUGUUUCUAGAAGAUUCUCAGCUCAACAAGUUCUUCGUCACCCAUGGAUCACCAACAAUGAUGAGACGAAAAAAGUUGCUGUUCUAGCUUGAGAAUUUUGGCCCCUCGGAGUCAUCGUAUAGUUACUGUAACUCCUACUACUAGGAAACAAUCCCUAAUUUGGACUUUUUACAUCCAACAUCGUAAUAGAUAGUGUAGAUAACUUGUGUGACCAGGAGAUUACGAGUUUAAGCUAUGAAAAUAACCUCUGGCGUAAAUGCAAUGUACGACUCUAUACAAUAGAUCUUUGUAGUCUGACCCUUCUUUGGAUCCUGCACAUGCCGAACGGGUUCAGAACUGCCCUAUAGUGUAGAUUUGUUGGCUUCCCUCUGGUAGAGUACUUAAGGAAGUGUUAAGUAGCUAGUACUAGUCAAUCAUGAGACUCAUCCCCUACGUCGGAUAUGGACAAGCAAGAACUACUUUUGUAAGGCUAAGUGGCCAGUGUAUCGAAUAUAACAAGUAAGAACUAAUUUUGUAAGGCUCAAGCGGCCAGUGUACUGAGUCUUUUUGUUAUACCCUGUAAGUAAUGCACCUGCCAACUCUAUUAACAUGCCUGUUGCCGCUAUCUUUUGUAUUGACGCAUAUCAGCUAUUUAUAUAAAUAUUUCUAGCUUACGAAAAAAGAGAGAGAAAGAGUAUGUAACAAACCAGCAGGACUACUAGGGCCAAAGGCAAACAGAGGACCACUAACUCUGCCAAAUACUUCUGCACAUAUUGCACCAGCUGCCAAGAAACAUCCGAAUGAAGACCCUCAGCUCCUAUAUAAACAUCACAAGAGCUUUAGAGUAGGGCACGGAAGAACUUGCAUCUUAUUUUCUUAGCUAAAGUUUUAGCAAUCUGGAAUCUCUCUUUUCUAUUUUCCCUUUUUUAUCUAUCUUUUGCCUUGUGUUUUUCCUAAGUUGAGAAUUGCUAUAUUGUAAUUUCUCCCUAUCAGUUGAAUAGAAUUUUGAAUCGUUCCAUUUGGUGCUUUCAUUGAGCCUCCUCUACCAAUGAGUGACGGUGCUCCUAACACACAUUUGCGCAUAAUGGACGAGGCCUUCAAGAAGCUACAAGAAACUGUUGAUUCUCACAGUAAGACUUUUGACUCCAUUAACUCCGCACUUCAAGAAAUUAUCUCCCAAAUUUCCACCCUCCAGACCCAGACUCAGCAUACCCAGCCCUCUACCAAAAGCCUAACAACCUCUAACCCUAGUUUUUCUUCCAUACCGCCACCACAAAAUUUCUUCUAUCAACAUCUAUCUCCCCCAACCCCAACUCCACAGUUGACUCCACCACAACAGCUACAAGCCCUUUCUAUAAACCAGAACCCUUUUGGCUCUUUUCGAAGAGAUAAACCAGCACCUAUAGAUUUAGCCCGUUUUGAUGGCUAGUUUGCUAAAAGUUGGAUUUUCCAAGCAAACCAAUACUUUGAUGCUUAUAAUGUCCAUGAUGAACAUCGUUUGAACCUUGUCUCUUUCUAUCUUGAAGGCAUGGCUAGAGAUUGGUAUCAAUGGAUGUAUAAGAACCAUCAACUCAUUGGCAGGGAACACUUUAUUAAAGCUUUGGUAACUCGUUUUGGUUCAAAAUCCAUGGAAGCACCGGAGGGAAUUUUGGGGAAAUUACAGAUGACUUCGACCGUAGCUGACUAUCUUUCUCGAUUUGAGCAACUGGCUAAUCGCACUACUGAUGUUUCUCAGAGAUGCUGCGGCAUCUUUUUAUUUCUGGGCUACCUACAGAGAUCAAAAGUGAUGUUUUAUCAUUUAGGCCAAAAGACAUUCACGAGGCUAUCAGUUUGGCCAUGUUGCAAGAGCAAAAAUUGUUGGCCCAAGUUAAAACACCAAACCGAUCCACUUCUAUCACUAAAAAUAUUUCUCUCUCUUUUCCAACUUCCCAAACAUCGCAACACAAAUCGACCCCAUCUUUUCACCCUCUUCUUCAUUCGCUCAGGCAGCUUCACUUCCUAGUAUUAGCCGUGUUCCAUUCAAGAAACUUUUUCCUGUGGAAUUGCAAAACGAGAUCUCAAUUUGUACUUCAACUGUGAUGAAAAAUAUCAAAAGUGCCAUCGAUGAAAUAUUUCUCCACAACUUCUGCUCUUCCUCACUGAUGAGGAUCAAGUGGAGGAACCUCACCCGUCGGAUGUUGAUUCACCUCCCCUAGACUUUAAUUUCAUUCACCACCCUCACUGAGGAACCAUCCUUCUUCGCCAUCAGUUCCCAAGCCCUUACUGGCAGUUUUCAUCCCACUGCUUUUUAUUUUAUAGGUCAUAUUAAAGGCCUGACUGCUUAAAUUCUACUUGAUAGGGGUAGCACCGAUAACUUUAUACACCCUUGUGUUGCUAAGGCUCUCAAACUCACUUAAAUUCUUCGUUGUUGUGGUUAAUGGAAAUCGGUUGCCUUGUUUGGGAGUGAUACGCAAUCUUUCGGUCACUAUUCAGGGACAUUCCCUUUC